Molecule: messenger RNA, 1221 nt
Organism: Mesorhabditis belari
Lineage: Eukaryota; Metazoa; Nematoda; Chromadorea; Rhabditida; Rhabditidae
Source: the annotation of a GenBank genome assembly
AUGAAGAGAACUGCCGCCGGGAAACCGAAACAACAAACGACGAUUACGGAAAUGUUCAAUGGGAAGCAAAAGUCCGCCUCGGGGAAAUGGUCCGUCGAUGGAAGCGAUCUCAUGGUUUUUACGACGCAUGGUGUCGAAGCUCGACCGAAAAUAGCAUCUUUCGAUUUGGAUGGCACGAUUAUUACAACAAAAUCCGGAAAAGUUUUCCCGAAAGACGAGACCGAUUGGGUGAUUAUGGAUCCUAGAAUCACGGCGAAAUUGAAAGAACUGCAUACUGCUGGCGAACAUAAGCUUGUAUUUUUCAGCAAUCAGAAUGGCAUUGGCAAAGACCACAUUUCGCCAGAUGCUUUUAAGAGGAAAAUUGAGGCAAUCAUUGAAAAGCUGAAUGUACCGAUUCAGGUUUUCUUAGCACUGAGCAAAAAUCGAUACCGUAAGCCUUGUAUCGGGAUGUUUGACUACCUGCAAGAGAAUUGUAACGAUGAGCAGAAGAUUUCGAUCACGGAUUCGUUUUACGUUGGAGAUGCUGCCGGAAGACACAAAACUAAGAUUCGGGCAAAGAAAGAUCACUCUGCCGCCGAUCGUCUCUUUGCCAGCAAUGUUGGGCUGAAGUUUUAUACGCCGGAGCAGUUUUUCUUCAAUCAAAAGGAAGAAGAGCCCUGGGGACCGAUCUCUUUCGAUCCAAAAGAAUAUAUCAGCAGACACUUGAGUCUCUUGGAGCCAAAAGAUGCACCUUUAGCAUCCGAAGAGAAGGAAGUGAUUGUUCUUGUUGGAUUUCCAGGCUCUGGAAAAAGCACCCUUGCCAAGAUGCUUGCUGAAAAACAUGGUUACGUGAUCGUGAAUCGGGAUACACUUGGUUCUUGGCAAAAAUGUGUUCAAGAAGGGAGAAGGGCUUUAGAGAAAGGAAAUUCCGUUGUGGUGGACAAUACAAAUCCAGACGUUGAGUCCAGAGAGCGUUACAUUGCCAUGGCUCAAGGUGCAAAAGUUCCUUGUCGAUGCUUUGUCAUGAACACCGAUUACAAUAUGGCGGCUCAUAACAUUCGCUAUCGUCUUUUGAAGAAAGCUGGCUCCGAGAUUUCCACGAUGGUUUUGCGAAUGCACUCCAGUAAAUUCAAUGAACCAUCACUCGAUGAAGGCUUCUUGUCAGUGUCUCGAGCAAAUUUGAUACCGACUUUUGCCAACGAGGAGGAUAAAAAAUUGUGGACGAUGUAUCUUACGGAAAGU